Messenger RNA from Angiostrongylus costaricensis, 297 nucleotides. The record is from the annotation of a GenBank genome assembly. Lineage: Eukaryota; Metazoa; Nematoda; Chromadorea; Rhabditida; Metastrongylidae.
AUGAUGCUUGAAUUUAUAAGGCAAAGUAAACGCACAAACUACAACUACAACCUGACCUACGAUUACGGAAGUGUUUUCCAAAAUGGAACAAGAGCAUUGGGCAACUUUUACAGCUCUUCAAAGAACGGCUGGCCCACGAUAAUCGCAUCCGAUGCUGACUACUCGCAAACAUUUGGAUCGGGCAGUGUGUCGUUCUACGACAAACUCAUGAUGAAUUUGCAUUACGCAUGCCUCUGUGAGAAGAAUCCUAUAUCAACGUUUUAUUUGCAGUUGCAUAUCUCGAAUUCUCCGCUAUAA